AUGUCUACCUCAGAAGACUCUCUUCCUCACGUCCGAUGGGGCGUUCUAGGCACAGGAUGGAUCUCAACCAUGUUCCUAACCGACCUCCUCACAACUCGUCCCGACGCUCGAGCCAAGCACACCAUCACAGCUCUCGGGUCCUCUUCACUCCAAAAGGGUUAUGCAUUUGUUGAGAAGCUCUGGACAAAGGCACCCACGAAACAUCAGCCUCAAGUUUACGAUGACUACCAGGACGUGUAUGACGAUCCCAAUGUCGACGUCGUGUAUGUCGGCACACCUCACAGUCUGCACAAGAAGAACUGUCUUGAUGCUAUCGCUGCUGGAAAGCAUGUUCUGUGUGAGAAGCCAUUCACCAUCAAUGCCAAGGAGACGCGGGAGAUUAUGGAUGCUGCUAAACAGAAGGGCGUUUUUGUCAUGGAGGCGGCUUGGGUGAGAUUCACUCCAUUUUUUAAAGCCUUGCACGAAGAGAUCAUGGUCAAAAAGUCCAUUGGAGAGAUUCAACGCCUUUCAGUCGAUUUUGGAAACUACUUUGAUCUAUCAACACUGCCUAAAGAACACCGUCUCAAGGAUCCCGCUCUUGGUGCUGGUGCUCUACUCGACAUUGGAUUUUACACCUUGACAUUCGCUUCCAUCAUCUUGGGUGACUGGAAAGUGGGCAAAGAGCACCCCAAACCCAAAGUCCUUUCGUCCCUUGAUAUUGCCAACGGUAUCGACGAGGCAAACGUCGUCGUCCUCGAAUAUCCCUCAGCUACAGGUGUCAAGACUGGAGUAUGCACAUCAAGCUUCCGAUACCGGGGACCAGAUGAGUUUGGUCGCAUUGAGGGUUCGAACGGUAGCAUCACUCUUUUCGGUCCCGCAGUCAGCGUCCCUGGUGGAUUCCGCGUUACUGUCGGACCUCGACCGGGUCCCCCUGAGCCUGAUAACAGAGAGACUCGCACAUUUAACGUGGAGAGACAUAAAGGUACUUUGGGUUUCUACUGGGAGGCUGACGCUGUGGCGGAAGACAUUGCCAAGGGUCGGACUGAGAAUGAGAUUAUUCCUCUUGAUGAGACAUUGAGGAUGAUGGAGCUGAUGGAUGAGAUUCGAUCUGCAAAUGGACUCAAGUAUCCACAAGAUGAUAAUUAG
Messenger RNA from Fusarium pseudograminearum CS3096, 1125 nucleotides. RefSeq lists its product as uncharacterized. Bases 1 to 1125 code for a protein of 374 amino acids. Gene Ontology annotation, molecular function: nucleotide binding. The transcript has 2 exons. NCBI's taxonomy places the organism in Eukaryota, Fungi, Ascomycota, Sordariomycetes, Hypocreales, Nectriaceae. The record is from RefSeq and is a predicted model, not a curated record.